Messenger RNA from Telopea speciosissima, 972 nucleotides. RefSeq lists its product as uncharacterized. The transcript has 7 exons. The coding region runs from base 51 to 968 and encodes 305 amino acids. The record is from RefSeq and is a predicted model, not a curated record. Lineage: Eukaryota; Viridiplantae; Streptophyta; Magnoliopsida; Proteales; Proteaceae.
GAGAGAGAGAGAGAGAGAGAGAGACAUUGCCCAAACCUUUUAUUUUCCGGAUGGAGGUUUCAGAAUUAGACGACGCAUUGAAGGUAGUGCAUUCUUCCGUUUCUCAAAUCAAAUGGAAACUGAAACCAGCAGCUAAGCGUCGACUCGACAUAGAUAUCUUAGCCUUGUGCACAGGAUUAAGGCCGGUAGUGAUGAUUGACUAUGGUGGAAAAAUGCCUGAACUUCAGGAACGACUCUGCACUGUCUUUCAACUUAGUCAAAAGGAAUCAUUGGUUUUGCAGCCUUUGAGAGUAAUGGUUAUAGAAGAUAUGAUUUAUUUGAUACAUGUUGGAGGACUUGCUGAGUUUGUAGAGUCAAGCCUAAACUCAGAGAUAAAAAUUCACUUUGUAGAUCUUCAACAGGAUCCUCCAAAGAUGGUGAUACAGACAGAGCAAAAUUUGGUAGCAACAGAACUUAAAGAAAUCCAGAAGUUCUUCUUGUCAGUAUUUUCUGUUGAUGGAACAAACAAAGACCUCUUGCCAUGUGCCAGGGAAGUUCAUCCGGUGGACGGUAAAUCACCAGUUGGUGGUGUCAUUGCUUCUCAAUGUUCUGAGUUCAUCGAUCUCAGUGACUGCAUGCAAGACACACACGUCACUGUGCCAACCCUAAAUGGAUGGCUUCUGGGUUAUCCAGUAGUAUACUUGUUUGAUAGGGAUCACAUUGCAGAUGCUAUAUAUAAUCUGUCCACCAAGUCUCUUCGUCUCUUCAAGGUUUCAGUCUGCAGAAAUGGUAUCUCCGGUAAAGGAUCUCAUCAAGAAGAACUAAUGAGCUUCUCUGUGCCUUAUGAUCUGAGUAUGGGAGGGAAGAAUGAAUCAUGGGCUGAUGACUUUCUUGCUCACUUGCUGAUGAAGUUUGAAAAAUGCAAGCAUGCAUGGAGGGAUUUGCAGAUGGACGUUAGCGAAUGCUACCCACAAGCAAUCGUGCUGUAGUAGU